Molecule: messenger RNA, 324 nt
Organism: Drosophila guanche
Lineage: Eukaryota; Metazoa; Arthropoda; Insecta; Diptera; Drosophilidae
Exons: 2
Coding region: 1-270 (89 amino acids)
Source: RefSeq, a predicted model, not a curated record
AUGGCAUAUCCAAUCGUUGCUUUGUUGUCGGUCCUCGCCCUGCUGUUGUGCCUGAGCCAGAGCUGCUGGGCGGCUCCGUCGGGCGAUGAUUUGGCCAAGUUUGGGGAGCUGGAGCGCACCAUCAAGGAGCUGACUAGCUCCAUACUGACCAUGAGUGCAGGCGGAGGAGCAGGAGCAGGAGCAGGCUUACUGGAGCGUGGCACUGGCGAUCUGCUGGAUGCCAGGGAUGCUGGCAGCAGUGGCAGCUGGCCCGAAGAGAGUCGCUCCUAAGCUGGAUGUUGGACACACCCAGUGACCCUGGCCUUCACUCAGCUCUGCAGUGUA